GACUAGCCUUUUCUGACUGUCACAGCGCGCCCUCCUCGACUCGGUUCCGAGCUAGAGGUGACCUGACUUUUCGAGGCUCGCUUUGCAGGUGCAGAAAUUGUCCGCGCAGUUCCCAGGCAUGUCUGAGCCAAUCAGAGUCCUUGUGACUGGAGCAGCUGGUCAAAUUGCAUAUUCACUGUUGUACAGCAUUGGAAAUGGGUCUGUCUUUGGUAAAGACCAGCCUAUCACUCUUGUGCUAUUAGAUAUCACUCCCAUGAUGGGUGUACUGGACGGGGUCCUCAUGGAACUGCAGGACUGUGCCCUUCCCCUCCUGAAAGAUGUUAUUGCGACAGAUAAAGAAGAAGUUGCCUUCAAAGACCUGGAUGUGGCUGUUCUCGUGGGCUCCAUGCCGAGAAGGGAAGGCAUGGAGAGGAAAGAUUUACUGAAAGCAAAUGUAAAAAUCUUCAAAAGCCAGGGUGCAGCCUUGGAUAAAUAUGCCAAAAAGUCAGUUAAGGUCAUCGUUGUGGGAAAUCCAGCGAAUACCAACUGCCUGACUGCCUCUAAGUCAGCUCCAUCCAUCCCGAAGGAGAAUUUCAGUUGCCUGACUCGUUUGGACCACAACAGAGCUAAAUCUCAAAUUGCUCUUAAACUUGGAGUAACUGCUGAUGAUGUAAAGAAUGUCAUCAUCUGGGGAAACCAUUCCUCAACUCAAUAUCCAGAUGUCAACCAUGCCAAGGUGAAAUUGCAUGGGAAGGAAGUUGGUGUUUAUGAAGCUCUGAAAGAUGACAGUUGGCUCAAGGGAGACUUCAUCACGAUCGUGCAGCAGCGUGGUGCGGCUGUCAUCAAAGCUCGGAAACUAUCCAGUGCGAUGUCUGCUGCAAAAGCCAUUGGAGACCACAUCAGAAACAUCUGGUUUGGAACCCCAGAGGGAGAGUUCGUGUCCAUGGGCGUCUUUUCUGAUGGCAACUCCUAUGGUAUUCCUGAUGAUCUACUCUAUUCAUUCCCUGUUGUAAUCCAGAAUAAGACCUGGAAGUUUGUUGAAGGUCUCCCUAUUAAUGAUUUCUCACGUGAGAAGAUGGAUCUUACUGCAAAGGAACUGGCAGAAGAAAAAGAAACUGCUUUUGAAUUUCUUUCCUCAGCAUGACUAGGCAGUCAUUUUGAUGUUAUUAAAUGCCCCAAAGCUGAAGAAUCUAAAUGUCGUCUUUGACUCUAGUACCAAAUGAUGCUAUACGUAAAAUUACUUGUGAAAAGCAACACAUUUUGAAGAUUGUGUGCUGCUUGGUACACACUUGUGAGUAAAAAUCUAUCAUCAUGCUGUUAGUGCUGUAUUCUAAAUAAAAUAUAUUCAAGUGAAUGUGA
Molecule: messenger RNA, 1338 nt
Organism: Chinchilla lanigera (long-tailed chinchilla)
Lineage: Eukaryota; Metazoa; Chordata; Mammalia; Rodentia; Chinchillidae
Gene: Mdh1
Product: malate dehydrogenase 1, NAD (soluble)
Exons: 9
Coding region: 119-1123 (334 amino acids)
Biological process (GO): tricarboxylic acid cycle; oxaloacetate metabolic process; malate metabolic process
Cellular component (GO): cytosol; mitochondrion
Molecular function (GO): L-malate dehydrogenase (NAD+) activity
Source: RefSeq, a predicted model, not a curated record